Messenger RNA from Histoplasma capsulatum G186AR, 843 nucleotides. Its product is annotated as short-chain dehydrogenase/reductase SDR. The coding region runs from base 1 to 843 and encodes 280 amino acids. The transcript is spliced from 5 exons. The record is from RefSeq and is a predicted model, not a curated record. NCBI's taxonomy places the organism in Eukaryota, Fungi, Ascomycota, Eurotiomycetes, Onygenales, Ajellomycetaceae. Gene Ontology annotation, cellular component: intracellular anatomical structure. Gene Ontology annotation, molecular function: oxidoreductase activity, acting on NAD(P)H, oxygen as acceptor.
AUGUCUAGAGUAAGACCCCACCAAUUUCCUGAAUUCCCCUUCACCAGCCGUGCCACCUCAUCCGUAAAGACACUACCAUGCCUAACUAAUUUCUCCCUUAAAGGUCGUACGGCUCUGGUAACAGGUGGUGCACGAGGCUGCGGUCUAUCCUUUGCUGAGGGCCUCGCGGAAGCUGGAGCAGACGUUGCUGUCUUCGACAUAAUAGAUCAGACCGAAGGCUUCCAUAGUAUCGCCAGUAACUAUGGCGUCAAAACUGCGUUCUACAAAGUCGAUGUCAGCUCCAAAGAGUCCUUAGAAGCUGGCUUCGCCCAGUUCAGCGCAGACUUCGACAACAAGCUGGACAUCUGCGUGCCCUGCGCGGGCAUAAACAGACAUCUGCCGUUCCUAGAAUACACGUACGAAGCGCACAGGGAGUUGCUGGACACAAAUGUCAUGGGGCUGUUCUUCACGGCGCAGUUGGCGGCGAAGCAGAUGAUUGCCAACGGGACCAAGUGCGGCAGUAUCGUGCUGGUGGCGAGCAUUGCGAGCUACAUGGCGAUUAAAGAUCAGAAUAGCUCAGCGUACUGUGGGAGCAAGGGUGCGGUAAAGGCUAUGUGUCCGGCUAUUGCGAAGGAGUUGGUGCCUUAUGGUAUCAGAGUUAACUCGGUAUCUCCUGGAUAUGUUCGGACAGAGAUGACAGCUGCAUUCUCUCAUCUCACUGAAAAGUGGAAGACCGACAUCAUGAACCAUCGGUUGGCGGAGCCUGAUGAUAUUAGAGGUGCUUGUGUGUUCCUGGCAAGUGAUGCUAGUUCAUAUAUGACUGGGCAAGAUAUUUGCGUGGAUGGCGGCGUCACGAAGUGGUAG